AUGUACGUACGCGCGCAGACACGACGCGGUGAACCAAAGGGGCAAAAAGAAGCACAGCCCACCAUGGACGGUGGUGACUCGGUCUUCUAUGAGGACGCAGUGCUCUGUUCGGAUGAGGAAGAAGUGAAGGAUGACACACCGCAGGCUACCCUAAAGCUGCUCGCUGACUUUCCCGAGCCCCUUACCGAGCCUCAACGACGCGCCGUCCAACGCUACGUCUCGCAGAAAGUCCGCGAGUAUGAGGUGGUGCGGUACCAAGUGGCAGUUGUAGAGAAGGGGUACCUGGCCUUGCUGCGCCUCGUGAAGCGACUGCGGCGGGAAGUGGCUGAGCUUACAGCGAGCCUCACUGAGGGCGUAAACACAUCGGAUGCCUCGACCCCCACAGCUGCUGCGUCCGUCUCAAUAUCGCCCGCAGCCCCCACGGCUGCAACCUCGGCCGUCUCCGCUACGAAGGAGGGAACCACUGCCGCGAAGCGCCGCUCAGUCGGGUUGCUACUCCGCUCCUCCGUCUUCAGCAGCCUUCAGCGGGUGCUCCAGGCGGCCCAGACGGAGCAGCUUGAUGAGAAAGCGGAACAGCUGGCGAGGCAGCGUGAGAGGAUCGCUCGCGAGUCCCGUCUCCACCUCGUCAGCCAGGACCUGGUGUCACAGGAAGCCCUGCUGGAGCCGCUGCAGCGCAAGUACGCACGCGCCGUUGCGCUGGGCGCAGCCGCUGCAGAGGAAGUGACACCCCUGUUGACGCUGCUGGAGGACAUGUGGCGGCUCGAGGCACUGUACCCCUCUCGCUUCUCCAUGGUUGCCAGAGGCACGCUACAGCUACUCCUAGGAGACGGCACACACGAAGGGGAAGGCAACAGAGCAGAAGAGGAGGUGUUAGUCGACCCAGACGACGACGCCGGUCGCACGGCAGCACGCUCAGCGGCUGCCGUAUCAUUUUUGGUGCCCUUUACCCCUGCCCAGUACACCCCCGACAUCGAGGACCUCGUGCGUGCCCAGGUAGAGGUGGUGAUCGACGAGUAUCUAGCCUACCGCACCCGUAUGGACCCGGUGCUUUACCAGCUAGAGCAGUCGCAGCAGCUGGCCAAGGCGAAGAAGGUGGAUCAGCUCAUGGACGCCAUCGGCAUUGCUGGUACGGAGUCUGGCAUCGAGGUGCUACCUAUGGGUAGCGCGGCCGCAGUGCUGCACGAUGAGCGCGGUGGUGUGUUGGUCAAGACACCGCAGCACAUGAUGGACAUCUCGUCCGACGACGAGGAUGACGAUCAGGCCCACACAGGCGUAACGAUCGGCGGCGGCGCGGCAGACGCGGACCGCCACGACAGAGAGCAGAUCCAGACGGCGCUUACGGCGCUCGAUGACUUCGAGGACACGUAA
Messenger RNA from Leishmania braziliensis MHOM/BR/75/M2904, 1368 nucleotides. RefSeq lists its product as hypothetical. The record is from RefSeq and is a predicted model, not a curated record. Bases 1 to 1368 code for a protein of 455 amino acids. The transcript has a single exon. Lineage: Eukaryota; Euglenozoa; Kinetoplastea; Trypanosomatida; Trypanosomatidae.